AUGAAGGGCUAUCCGCACUGGCCAGCGCGGGUGGAUGAAGUUCCUGAUGGAGCAGUAAAACCUCCUACAAAUAAAAUGCCCAUUUUCUUUUUUGGCACCCAUGAGACGGCUUUCUUGGGACCAAAGGAUAUAUUCCCUUAUUCUGAAAAUAAAGAUAAAUAUGGCAAACCAAAUAAAAGAAAAGGUUUUAAUGAAGGGUUAUGGGAAAUUGACAACAAUCCCAAAGUGAAGUUCUCUCAUCAGCAGUCCCAUUCAGCUGUUAACAGUCCUCUCAAAGAAACUGUUCAAGAAAGCAGUCCAGAGCCUUCUGAGGGGAGCGAAGAAAAAGCAGGAGCUAAAAGGAGAAAGCCUGCUGUCCCAAAGUUAUCUUCUAAAGAGGAUAAUAGCUUAGCUGCAGAAGGUGAAACAGAAGAAAAAGAUAUGGAUCCUACAAAGGAAGAUGAUGUACCCUGUGAAAAAACAAGUAGUGAAGAUGUGGUGAAAACAAGUGAUACAUCUAUUCCUAAAGUUGCUAGAAGAGGAAGAAAAAGAAAGGCUGACAAACAAGCUGAAGCUGAAGAAGCAGCAGUAGUGCCAACAGCAGCAGCAGUGGCAGCAGCUGCUGUAGCAGUGGCUCCAAAAGUAAGCCCCAAAAGAGGAAGGCCAGCAGCCUCUGAAGUAAAGAUUCCGAAACCAAGAGGGAGACCCAAAUUGGUGAAACCACCUUGUCCUUCAGAGGGUGACAUUGUUAAUGAGGAAGAUAAAGUGAAGAAAAAAGGACCAGAAGAGAAACCCAAGAAGCAAGGGAAAAAAGAUGAGGAGAAUCAGAAGGAAGAAGAAAAAACAAAGAAGGAAUUUGACAAAAAAGAAGGAAAGAAAGAGGCUGAAGCGAAGAGGAGAAAUGCUGGGAAAGUUGGGUCGGUGUCAGCAUCUGAUUCAGAAGAUGAGGGAGAUGAACAAGAAAGUGACAAGAAGAAAAAAGGAGGAAGAGGCUUUCAAGCAGCUCACAGAAGAAAUGUCGUAAGAGGCCAGCAUGAGAGAGAAGUAGCAGAAAGAAAACGUAAGCAGGAGGAACAGAUGGAAUCCGAGCUGCAGAGUAAAGAAGAAGGCAAGAAACCAGAAGUGAGGAAGACGGAGAAGAAGAGAGAAACAUCAAUGGAUUCUAGGCUUCAAAGGAUACAUGCAGAAAUUAAAAAUUCACUGAAAAUCGACAAUCUUGAUGUGAACAGAUGUAUUGAGGCUCUUGAUGAACUUGCAUCCCUUCAAGUCACAAUGCAGCAAGCUCAGAAACAUACAGAGAUGAUUUUGACCCUGAAGAAGAUACGGAAAUUCAAAGUUAGCCAGGUUAUCAUGGAGAAAUCUACGAUGCUAUAUAACAAGUUCAAGACCAUGUUUCUAGUUGGGGAAGGAGAUUCUGUUCUCUCGCAAGUACUAAAUAAGUCACUUGCUGAGCAGAAGCAGCAUGAGGAAGCCACCAAAACCAAAGAGCAGUGGAAGAAAGGAACAAACAAAAAAGCGGAAAAGGACCAAACAGGUUCUAAGGUACUGAAUGGAGGGUCUGAAACUCGAGACACUGGCCAAGCACAGCACAACGGAGAGAAUAUUGAAGAAAAGAAAGAUAAGCAUGAAGCUGGCAGUAAGAAAAAGACAUCUGGUGAAGAGAGAGAGCUUGAAAAAGCAUCAAAGGAAUCUGCCUUUGAAAACAAAUGACACAACUGGAGAGGUUUUUUUUAAUAAGAUUAAAGAAGAUUGUUAAGUUUUGCAUUUGAAAUCU
Tinamus guttatus (white-throated tinamou) is the source of this 1753-nucleotide messenger RNA. It is a transcript of the gene PSIP1, whose product is annotated as PC4 and SRSF1 interacting protein 1. The record is from RefSeq and is a predicted model, not a curated record. NCBI's taxonomy places the organism in Eukaryota, Metazoa, Chordata, Aves, Tinamiformes, Tinamidae.